This is a messenger RNA of Paramormyrops kingsleyae, 3895 nucleotides long. RefSeq names its product bone morphogenetic protein 10 (gene bmp10). Gene Ontology annotation, cellular component: extracellular region. The record is from RefSeq and is a predicted model, not a curated record. Lineage: Eukaryota; Metazoa; Chordata; Actinopteri; Osteoglossiformes; Mormyridae. Gene Ontology annotation, molecular function: growth factor activity; cytokine activity. Gene Ontology annotation, biological process: BMP signaling pathway.
CCCAUUUGAGAGAUAAGAGUGAGAAAGAAAGAGAGAGCAAGGGGAAGAGAGGCUUGGGGAAGGAAAAACAGAAGAAAAGAGAUGCCACAGCAGGACGAAGCUGGACCACGCUCUUGCCAGAACUUCAAAUUUCCGGAAAAGUAUAUCAAAGGCAUGCAUGGGACAUAAGGGAGAAACAGAAAUUCCUCAGAAGAUCUGGUGGUCAUAAAAGAGCCAGAGGAGCAGAGAGAGGUGAACUCUCCACACUUAUCUGCAGAAAGGGUUACCGCCACAGCCCUGCCCUCUCCACCGAAUCACAAGAUCAACAAGGACAAACCUGCUUUUUAACCCCUUGCCAAAACGACGUCCCCAAAGAGCGUGAAAGCGAGCUGAGCCCCAGGUUUCCGAGGUGUUACCACUGCUGUGUUCAUGGUGCUCCGCUGAGCUGCACCUGCAGAGCUCACGAAGUCCCAAACGAAUCCUCAACUACCCUGAACACUGAACUCUCCUGUGACGAUGGCUAAGGUCCGGAUCUCCCGACUGUGGGGCAUCUAUGUAACUUUCCUCUUUCCACUUCUCCCCUUUUGGCCCCGCUGGGGCCAGGGCAGCCCCAUCGUGGCCCCGGAGAUGGCCGAGAGCCGGCGGGGUUCCAUGGACUCCUUGCUGCUGGAGCAGCAUGAAGAUCUGGACAUGCAGAGCUUCUUGGAGACCUUGAGGGGACAGUUCCUGCGCACCUUCAACUUGUCAGGCAUGGGCCCACCACUGCAACCCAGGGGGUCUCGCGUGGAGCCACCGGAGUACAUGCUGGAGCUGUACAACCGAUUCGCCAGCGACCACACCGCCAUGCCUUCUGCCAACAUCAUCCGUAGCUUCAAGAAUGAAGACUCUUCCCCCGACAGCGUCGGGCUGGGUGGGGUGAGGAGACACCCUCUCCUGUUCAACGUGUCCAUCCCCCACCACGAGCGUGUCACUGCGGCACAGCUGCGGCUCUACACCUUGGUGCAGCGGGACCGGCGCCUCUAUGCUGGUGUUGAUCGCAAGGUAACCAUCUUCGAGGUGAGGGGAAAGCAGCAAGAAGCAGAGGGCCACAUGAAGGAGAGUGAAGGGCUAGGGGAGGAUGAGGAAGGAGAGCCGGUGAGAUGGGUGGAGCUGGCCUCACGGCAGGUCUAUGGCACAGACAGUGGCUGGGAGUCCUUCGAUCUGACUGCUGCCGUCCGGCAGUGGCACAAAUCGGAAUACAGCACCACCCACAGGCUGGAGGUACACAUUGCAAGUCUAAACACCCUGGGUGAAGUAGGACAUUUUGUAAGCAGAGAAGAUGCAGAAGGUGGGAUGUUAGGUGGAGACAUGGACAUUGACAUGAGCCCUGAGGCCAAACACAAGCCCUUGCUCAUUGUGUUCUCUGAUGAUCAGAGUGGAGAUCACCGUGGUGAUAAACGAGAGCUGAAUGAAAUGAUUGAACAUGAGAACCUAGGGGUGGGAGUUGAGGAAAACCUGGAGCUGGGUCUGAAUGAACUGUGGGGAGAUCAGCAUGGUGCAUCUGAAGAAGAGGAGGAAGACGAAGAGGCUCUUAUUCAGAUGAGAUCCAACCUCAUCUACGACACAGCAUCCAGGAUCCGGCGCAAUGCCAAAGGUAGCCAGUGCAAAAGGACGUCCCUGUAUGUCGAGUUCAAGGACAUUGGGUGGGACAGCUGGAUUUUGGCCCCCACUGGCUAUGAGGCUUAUGAGUGUAGUGGCACCUGCUCCUACCCACUAACGAAGCAUGUAACACCCACCAAACACGCCAUCGUCCAAACGCUGGUGAACCUCAAGAGCCCACAGAAGGUGUCACGGGCUUGCUGCGUACCCACCAAGCUGGACCCCAUCUCCCUGCUCUAUUUGGAUGACACGGGUGUGGUCACCUACAAGUACAAGUAUGAUGGCAUGGUGGUGGCAGAGUGUGGCUGCAGAUAGUCCCCCUAGUGGCCGGGAGGGCUUGUUAAAAUUGAGAGUGCAGUCUGUCAAAUGAUCCCAGUGACAAAGGAAAGGAAACCAGAUUAACUCCCACGUUAAAGACAACAGUCAUUACACAACAUCCAGCAUCUACAGGCAAUAACAACGAUACCAUUGGAAUUAGGAUCCUGUUCAGAGUCAAAACGAAGCAUUAAACCACAGUGUCUAGGUGACAGCAUGAGGGUAUUUCAGGAUCUGAGUAACUUAUCAUGUUUUUAAUGGUGAUUCAAACCUGCAAUAUGUGGGCCAGACACAGAGGGGGGAUAAGGUUUAAUUUAUGUGCGAGUUUACUGUUUGUAAAUGUGUAUAUUUUGUAUUUCAGGAACAAGAAUAUUUAAUUAUAAUGUACAGCAGGACAUUGUUAAUGUCAUUUAAUGAGUGACGAAAGCAGGAAGCAGGGAUUCAGGGACAGACAUAUGUAGAUGUGUAUUUCUGAUCAUAGUUCCAAGAGGUGUUUUGUUCAGGGCUGGAGUCUUACUUAGCAAGCGGACAGUAUCACCACUUUCCCAUUUUCAGCCAUCAAAGGUCUAAAGGAGUUGACGUCACUUUGUGUGUCCCUGGUAGGUUUGGAACAGGACAGGGGAGAAGAUAAUACCUUACAUGCAAAUGCGUGCUUUUCUGUGAGAGGUGAAUUUCAGCUAUUCUUAGAUUAUUAUGGACUAUUAUGGAGAUUAUUAAGGUAACGGACAGAAUGUGAAAGACCCAUCACACAAACAUGAAAGAUUUGACUUGGAGGAUCUCAAAGACUAAGGCCUACAGUUAGAUUUUUGAAACAUAAGUUUUUGUCCCAUAUGGUCAAUUUAUUCAUUAUAUUUGGACAUUUAUGAGAAAAUCCCAAAUUUGUUGUCUUUCAAACACUGGACUAAUCCAAUAUGGAUUUACACUCAAAAACAGGGGGACACACAGAGGCCAGUGACCUUUCAAAGGAGCGUGUGCUGGAGGUGUUGGGUCCCUUGGGGGGGGGUCCGCAGCAUCUUCAGCAUCUCUGAGCGUAAGCUGGACCGAGGACUGUUGACAGGAGCGGCCGAGGGAAUGGAAGGGGGAGCCCAGCGAAUGACUGGCUUUGCUCUGCCAACACGGGUCACUCUAUUUGUUCCUUCCGCUCCCCUUAUCGGCCAGUAGCCUGGAGCAGAGCACCAAUCAGCUCUGCGUGUCUCCAGCCGCACUGUUCCAGUGGGACUGACCUAAGAAUCCUCAACCAGACUGGACUGGAGUUCUCCGGUUUUUGCUUUCUGAGGGUUAUCUCUGCUGGCCAACUUCCCUGCCGACCCCAGGACCCCCCAAGCGUCACCCAAAGUCACAUGCCGCGCACGCCUCUCCACAGCGGACCGAUAAGAAGGUGUCAGCACAGAGAAACAUGUGGACUGUCGCCAGGACUGGACACCAUUCUGGGGGUGGGUGAGAGAGAAGACUGUCAACAUUCCUCAGUCUUAAGACUGAGCCCCAACAAGCUCCACCCUUCAUUCUGAAAAGCCCCCAGCACCCCCUCCCCCCCCCGCCGAAGGAGAACCUCCCCAUUACCCCUGGCCCUUUCUCCCGCUACCCGAUCCCUCACUUUUAAGGAAAUGAUGCUCAGCGUUCCUUAUCGCUGUCAGCCUGUCGGAUAAGGGGUCGCGUCCCCCAGUGGGUCCCGCCCCUCCCCCACUCCCCCAGACUGGGUCUCAAGGAGAAACUUGUGACAAACUUCCAGAGUAGCGUCCAGCGAGACCCUCUUCUUUGUUGAUGUUGCUGGAUUCACUUGUAAUUUUCAGAACUCCGGAAUUCCUGAAAUACAAAAUCAGAGUUUCCAGUCUAGCUGUUUCCGUGCUGCUUCAGUAAAUAAAGAUCCUAUUUAUUGAUUAAUUUAUUGACUGUGACAAAUAGGUGCAUAUGUAAAACAAUAUAUGUAAACAUAGUGAACAUUAUUAAAAUCACGUAAAUUGUG